AUGAUCCUGAAGUCAUCAGUCGACCCCGACCGUCCACACGUGUUGGAUAUCGGGUCAGACGACUCAUUGCGCGAAAAAUCGUGUCAAAAGCAGCUACGAUUGCCUGGCAAGACUCUGUACCUGAAAAUCCUAAAGACGGUGUGGACUGUUCACCCACAGCCCACAGGCGGGCCGCAUAGCCGCAGCAGCAGUUGUGGGCAGCAGCAGAAAGGACAGCCGGCGCCGCCGGUUGCGGCGCUGGCAGCGGCGAUGCAGCAGCAGGGUGUUGCUGUAUUAAGCUGUGGACACGCCAGCGCUUGCAGUAGCGUCCACGGCCAGCAACAUGUUUACCGUAAAAUCGUCGACACGUCUGCGUUUCCGCUGCUGAUCUUCUCUCGUUACAGAUGA
Messenger RNA from Volvox carteri f. nagariensis, 387 nucleotides. RefSeq lists its product as uncharacterized. Bases 1 to 387 code for a protein of 128 amino acids. The record is from RefSeq and is a predicted model, not a curated record. NCBI's taxonomy places the organism in Eukaryota, Viridiplantae, Chlorophyta, Chlorophyceae, Chlamydomonadales, Volvocaceae. The transcript has 2 exons.